Messenger RNA from Pyrgilauda ruficollis (rufous-necked snowfinch), 1911 nucleotides. It is a transcript of the gene SERBP1, whose product is annotated as SERPINE1 mRNA binding protein 1. The record is from RefSeq and is a predicted model, not a curated record. Gene Ontology annotation, molecular function: mRNA 3'-UTR binding. NCBI's taxonomy places the organism in Eukaryota, Metazoa, Chordata, Aves, Passeriformes, Passeridae. The transcript has 10 exons. Gene Ontology annotation, cellular component: cytoplasm; nucleus. The coding region runs from base 209 to 1537 and encodes 442 amino acids.
GAAACCCCGCGCCCGCCUCACACAAUGCGCGCGCGGUUCGCGGCGCGGCCGCUGGCGGCGCUGCAGCGCCCGCCCCGUGGGGGUGCCCGGAUGUGGCCGCGCCGGAAGAGAAGCGCGUCUCCUCAGGGCCCGCCAUCUUGUGCGGCAGCGAGCAGGGCGCGGGGGGCCCGGUAGCAUCCGCGCAGGAUCCCGCCGACGGGGGCCCAUCAUGCCCGGACACCUGCAGGAGGGCUUCGGGUGCGUCGUCACCAACCGCUUCGAUCAGCUCUUCGAUGACGAGUCCGACCCCUUCGAGGUGCUGCGCGCGGCGGAGAGCCGGAGGAAGGAGAGCGGCGGCGGCGGCGGCGGGAGCCAAGCGGGCGGCGGGGCCCGCGGCCCGGCGGGCGCCCAGAGCGGCUCCUCGGGCGGGGCCGGCGGAGCAGGCCAGGCGGGCGGCGGCGCGGGCAGCGCGGCCAAGCAGCUGCGCAGGGAGUCGCAGAAGGAGCGCAAGAACCCGCUGCCGCCCUUCGCCGGCGGGGACCGCCGGGAGGAUGGCGGGGGCCAGCCCGGAGCGCCGCUGCGGAAGGAGGGGAUAAGGAGGAUUGGCAGGAGGCCUGAUCAGCAGCAGCAGCAGCAGCAGCAGGGCGAAGGCAAACCCAUCGACAGGAGACCCGAGCGACGACCUCCCCGCGAGCGCCGCUUCGAGAAACCCGCCGAGGAGAAGGGCGAGGGAGGAGAGUUCUCUGUGGAUAAACCCAUCCUGGAGCGACCCAUGCGUGGACGUGGCGGCCUGGGCCGGGGCCGCGGCCGCGGGCGCGGGAUGGGCCGAGGCGAUGGCUUUGACUCUCGUGGCAAGCGGGAAUUUGACAGACACAGCGGCAGCGAUAGAUCUUCUGUUUCACAUUCACAUUUCAGCGGCCUAAAGCACGAGGACAAGCGCGGUGGCAGCGGAUCGCACAACUGGGGAACCGUCAAAGACGAGCUAACUGAAUUGGAUCAGUCAGCUGUAACCGAGGAAACGCCAGAGGGAGAGGAGCAUCCGCCUGCUGAUUCUGAAAACAAAGAGAAUGAGGUUGAAGAAGUCAAGGAAGAAGGCCCCAAGGAGAUGACCCUGGAUGAGUGGAAAGCCAUUCAAAGCAAGGAUCGUGCAAAAGUCGAGUUCAACAUCCGCAAACCAAACGAGGGAGCUGAUGGGCAGUGGAAAAAGGGAUUUGUGCUCCACAAGUCAAAGAGUGAGGAGACAAAGGCGAUGACAGAAAUGCAGGGGAGUCUGCUGGAUUCAAAUGAGGCUCACGCUGAGGACUCGGUCAUGGAUCACCACUUCCGCAAGCCCGCCAACGACAUCACAUCCCAGCUGGAGAUCAACUUUGGAGACCUGGGCCGCCCCGGGCGCGGCGGCAGAGGGGGCCGGGGGGGCCGGGGCCGCGGGGGCAGGGCCAGCCGUGGAGGCAGGACUGACAAGUUGGUCAAGGAGUUUGAUGUGAUCCACACGCCCAACCAGUCAAGUGCUUCUGCUCCUGACGUAGAUGACCCAGAGGCUUUCCCAGCUCUGUCCUAAACUGGAUGUCAUAAAGCCAACCCUGCCCUGGUCGGGCCUUCCUCUCCGAGGCUUGCAUGCUUAAGGAUCCUAAAACAACUAAGAAAUUGAAAAAAAAAACAAAACAAAAAAAAAAAAAAAAAAAAGAGACUGUCAUUCAUACCAUUCACACCUAAAGACUGAAUUUUAUCUGUUUUGAAAAUGAACUUCUCUCGCUACACAGAAGCAACAAUAUGGUAGUCAAGUUUUGUAUUUAGAAAUGUAAUGGUAGCAGGGUGUUUUCAUAAUUUUUUCAGAGAUUAUGCAUUCUUCAUGGAUACUUUUUUGUAUUGCUGCUUGAAAAUAUGCGUUUCCAAACUUGAAAUAUAGGUGUGAACAGUGUGUACCAGUUAAAA